Molecule: messenger RNA, 1281 nt
Organism: Chondrus crispus (carragheen)
Lineage: Eukaryota; Rhodophyta; Florideophyceae; Gigartinales; Gigartinaceae
Product: Chorismate synthase
Exons: 1
Coding region: 1-1281 (426 amino acids)
Biological process (GO): aromatic amino acid biosynthetic process; chorismate biosynthetic process
Cellular component (GO): cytosol
Molecular function (GO): chorismate synthase activity; FMN binding
Source: RefSeq, a predicted model, not a curated record
AUGCCCGCCUUUGUCCAACCCCUCUCCGCCUCUUCCUUCACGCCGGCGUGCUUCCCCAAUGCCCCGCGCUCCGCGCGCCGCGCGCCCGCCCGCCGUCUUCCGCGCAUGGGUCUCGGCAACACCUUUGGCCGCAUCCUGCGCAUCAGCACGUGGGGCGAGUCGCACGGCGGUGGCGUCGGCGUCACGGUCGACGGCGUCCCCCCGCGUCUGGCCCUCUCGCGCGAAGAGGUCCAGCUCGACCUGGACCGACGCCGCCCCGGCCAGAGCCGCAUCGUCACCCCGCGCAACGAGCCCGACGCCGUCGAGAUCCUGUCCGGCGUCGUGGACGGCGUGUGCAUCGGCACCCCCAUCGCCAUGCUCGUGCGCAACAAGGACCACCGCAGCCAGGACUACAACACCAUGGCCGUCGCCUACCGCCCGAGCCACGCCGACGCCGCGUACGACGCCAAGUACGGCAUCCGCGCCGUCGCCGGCGGCGGCCGCUCGUCCGCGCGCGAGACUAUCGGCCGCGUGGCCGCCGGCGCCAUCGCGAAGAAAAUCCUGCGCGAGUACGCCGCCGUCGAGGUCAUCGCGUACGUCAAGAGCGUGCGCGACAUAGAGGCGCCGCAUGUCGACCCGCACGCAGUGACGCAGGAGCAGGUCGAGGCUAACAUCAUCCGGUGCCCGCACGAGGAAACGGCCGAGAAGAUGAUCGCGUACGUGGACUCGAUCCGCAAGACGGGGAAUAGCGUCGGCGGCGUGGUCGAGGUUGUCGCCAGGAACGUGCCUGCCGGACUGGGCUCGCCCGUGUUCGAUAAGCUCGAGGCAGACCUCGCCAAGGCGUGUAUGAGCCUGCCCGCGAGCAAGGGGUUUGAGAUUGGGAGCGGGUUCGAGGGGACGAUGCUGACGGGGCUGGAGCAUAACGACGCGUUCUACGUGGACGACGACGGGCGCACGCGGACCGCGUCCAAUCGCAGCGGCGGCGUGCAGGGCGGCAUCAGCAACGGCGAGGCGAUUGUGUGUCGCGUGGCGUUCAAGGCGACCAGCACCAUCGGCAAGAAGCAGAAGACGGUGACGAGGGCGGGGGAGGAGACGGAGCUACGGGGGAAAGGACGACAUGACCCCUGCGUCCUCCCCAGGGCCGUGCCCAUGGUGGAGUCGAUGGUGGCGUUGACGCUCGCCGACCACCUGUUGCAGCAGAUUGCGCAGUGCAGCGUGAUGCCGGUGGAGAAGGAGUCGGCGCCCAACCCGCUCGGGCCGAAGCCGGUGUCCAACACCGUCCUCUCUUCGGGAUGGUUGUGA